Medicago truncatula (barrel medic) is the source of this 1536-nucleotide messenger RNA. RefSeq names its product kinectin. The coding region runs from base 1 to 1536 and encodes 511 amino acids. Lineage: Eukaryota; Viridiplantae; Streptophyta; Magnoliopsida; Fabales; Fabaceae. The record is from RefSeq and is a predicted model, not a curated record. The transcript is spliced from 3 exons.
AUGGAUUUUAAGGCUUCAGAUAAGCCAAAAAAAUUUGACAGUAAAUGUGAUGCUUCUGUUAAGAAGAGGGAUACUCCUACCCUGCUAGAUAAGAGGCUAUUUGAUGAUAAGAAUACCUUGCACAUUUCUGUUAAGAAAUCAAAGGUGUCACCAUAUGAUGAUAUUCCUUCGUUGAAGAAAGAACGUCCGUUGGUUAAAAAAUCAUUCGAGGAAUGCAAAAGGUAUAGAAUUGUAGAAGAAAAGCGAUUGCAGUCUAUAAAGAGAGAUAUUGAUAAGUGCUACUAUGAGCUUAAAAAUAAAAAGACACAAGUUAGUUGUGUUCGUAGAAUUAACGAAAUUCACCAGAAAAUGCUGGAAAAAGUUAAAGAAAUUCACAAGGAAUUUUUAGCAAAGGAAGGGAAACUCUCUCUCAUGGAGGACUUGAUUGGAGAGCGCAAGCAAGAACUCGUGACAAAAGAGAGAGAACUUCGUCAAGUCAUGGAUAACAUUUCAAAACAGAAGCAUUUUGAAAGCAAAUUGAAGAAGUUUGAAUCACAAGAGAAGGAAUUUGAAAUCCAAGUGAAGGAUUUGGUAUCAAUUCAUAAGCAUUUCGAAAGCCGAAUGAAGGAGCUUGCAUCAAAAGAGAAACAACAUGAAGCACUGGUGAUGGAGCACAAAUCAAAAGAGAGUGAAUUUGAAGGCCUAGUGAAGGAGCUGGAAUCUAAAAAAAAGGAUUUUGAUAUCCAAGUGGAGGAGCUCAAAUCAAAAGAGAGGCAAUUGGAAGGAGAAGUUCAGGAUCUUGAGUCUAGAAAGAAUACACUUGAUGGCCGACAAAAGGAAAUUGAAUCAAAAAAGGGUGAAUUUGAAGGCCGAGUCGAGGACUUUACAUCAGAAAAAAUGGAUUUUGAGAUCCGACUGAAGGAGCUCGAAACAAAAGAAAAACAUUUCGAAGAAAAAGUGAAGGAGUUUGAGUUGACAAAGAAACAACAUGAUGAAGGGGAAAAUGAAUUUGAUACAUCUUACAUGGAUGAUGAAUUAAGUAUUACCAUUGAUGGAGCAAGUGAGGAAUCUGACAUUCUAGUUAAUUUGCAAGAAUCAUCGGAUCCAUCAAAAAUUGUUUUGGAUGUAAUAAUGAACCCCAUUAUUCCACUACCUAAGAAGGGAGACAAAGUUGUGAUUAUUGAUGAAAGCCGCAUCUUUAUGCUAGAACAACUGAUGAUAAUGUCACCAAAUAUUAAAUCUUGUGUAAAAGACGAAGCUUUGAAGCUAGCACAUGAGUUGAAAGCUAACAUAAAAGCAAAUACUGAAUAUUCAUUGGAGGUUCUCGGAUUUCUGUUGAUCUUGUCGGUUUAUGGAUUGUUUACUUAUUUUGAUCAAGAUGAAGUCUUGGAUCUUUUUGCAUCUGUUGCUGAGCACAAGAUAUCUGUGGAGCUGUUUGAGAAACUAGGUUUUGCAAAUAAAGUGUCUGAUUUUGUUGAGAAUCUUAUCAAGAGGAAGGAAUUUGAUUCUGCUGUGCACGUUAAUUGGCUAAGAAUAAUCAACAAGUUUUCACACUAG